CACCUUAAUAGGGAAAAUGGGAAGGCUUUGUGGCGUUCCUGUCCAUACGAACAUAGCUGUCACUCUGGCACAUCACUCGGAAGCCAUCCGUGCGACCCAAGCACGACGCAAGGAUGAGAUAGUUAAUGCAAUCAAUCCUCAGAGGCAGGGAGCGUCCCGCUACAACAGUGAAAAGGAUGUCCUCGCUCUGGCGGCCGCCAUCAAAGACUUGGCCUUCUCCACCCGGAAGACACGCACGGCUUUAUGGUGCGCCCUUCAGAUGACUCUCCCGAAAACUUCAGCGAAGGAGGCAGAAGUAGAACGGGUCCUGCGGGAGCUCUGUCCGGCCGUCGGCCCCUCGCAAGGCAAGACCCGCGCGGAGCACGAAGACAAGGAAAACAAGCGGGAGAACCACGCCGAACCCCAGCAAGUCCUCAGAUGAAUGGGUCAAGGAGAGACAAAAACUCGUCGUCACGUGGAAAGUGCGCCAGGCGGUCCGCGCGGCUCGCUGACGCGUGGUGUGUUUCCACUGUCGUGGCCCAAGUCUAGAUAUAUGCAUCUGUGUUAAUAAGUGUUGCAGCAUUUUUAACGUUGGUGGUGUCGUGUUGUCUGCUGUGCAAAAUAGAAGGGGGUUGACUGAUAAGGAGAGACAAAGCAAUAGUCGAUCAUCUUCCCGACCACCAGUCCAAAGCUGGGACUCGUGCCGUUGACUGGGAAACCAGCGGGCAGCAAAGCUAAUUCGGGUAUUUUACAA
Molecule: messenger RNA, 733 nt
Organism: Gekko japonicus
Lineage: Eukaryota; Metazoa; Chordata; Lepidosauria; Squamata; Gekkonidae
Exons: 2
Coding region: 17-421 (134 amino acids)
Biological process (GO): female meiosis I; mRNA stabilization; male meiosis I
Cellular component (GO): cytoplasm; nucleus
Source: RefSeq, a predicted model, not a curated record